Cetraspora pellucida is the source of this 318-nucleotide messenger RNA. The record is from the annotation of a GenBank genome assembly. Lineage: Eukaryota; Fungi; Glomeromycota; Glomeromycetes; Diversisporales; Gigasporaceae.
AUGCCUAUCUGGAAUGAUUAUGAUAAAGGUGAAGAAGAUGGGCAUGGGCAUUUUGGAGCAAUUUUUGAACCAAUCAAACAAGUAAUCAAUUUGCUUGAAAGUCGUACAGCAACUUUAGCUGAUUGUUUUAUAGGAAUAGUUCAAAUAGCUAUUGCUUUUAAGAAAAUACCUAUCAGUAAUGAUCUUCAUGCUCUUAUUAUUGCUGAUAUUGAGUUUUCUUCCAAUUUAAUGCCUGCAACAUGGUGGGGAGUUGUUAAAGAUGAAUAUAACCACUUGCAAGAACUAGCAAAAACUAUGUUUGCAAUCAUACCCUCUUAA